AGGGAGCAGCAUUAGACAAAAACUCAAAUAUUAAAGAAAUAACAACUUGUCUUGUAAUUUCUAAUGACUGCUAGAGCGAGAUGUACUAUGAAAACAUUACAUUGAAGGACUUUUUUUUUUUUGUCUCUUUUCUCCUCGUAGUAAUUGCAUACACGUUUAUGCAAUAUGGUAUGACUGGCAAGUGGGACUGCCAACUGAGCUUGCCUAGGCAUUUGAUCUUAGGAUAUGACCCAAAUUAGUAUUACUUUAUUUGUUUUAUAUCGGUGUUAUUUCGUAUGGCCAAACCUUCAAGAAUCAAGAUUAUUUGCUUUUUCAAUGAUUAAAAUAGUUGAUAAAUCUUUCAUUCAACUUUUGUUUAUUUUGGAGCUACAGAUACAGGUUGAGGUCCAAGGUUGAUAUUAAGAAUAUGGCAGAGGCUUUCUCUUGUUGGCAACGGUAUGGCACAAACCGAACCGAGAAGUCCUCAUCAGCAGAAGAACCAGAGGCUGUUUCUGUUGGCUUGGGAGGUGCUGUUGAUCAGUCUGGCAUGUUAGCUUCACAAGGAAAUAGUCUUCGAUGGCAAUGGCAUAAGGAUCCAAGAUUGGAUUGUCUUAGAUUCCGGGGGAUUUUUCCAUCCAAUACAAUACCACCUUUGGUUGAGGCUGACAAGGAAACUGAUGAAAAAAAUUAUCUUCUAUGGAGAUUAGAGAAAAGGGUUGCAGAAGGCUCAACGGAGAUCCCAAAAGGUACAUCUUCCUCACCCUAUUUAGACAUUUAAAACACAAAAUUCAAAAAGAAUCAGAACCAAAGGCCGCGCUAUACACAAAGAGGUUAUUAUAUCAUUCUUAUCUAUUUAUUAUCAAAAUCUGUGUGAUCUUGUUUCCUCCAAAGUUGUCAUGUACUGUUUGCUCGAUAUUUAUGGGGAUGUAGUUAUUGAGAUGAGAACUGUGUAGAAAUUCAUUUUAUGAAACUGAAUUUGUCUUUGUACUCGUACAAAAUUAGAAGCAUGAGUAGAAAGAGGAAGAACUUUUUUUUGAUAUUUUGUUGACAUAGUGUGGAAUCUAUCCAUUUGUGUGCAAUAACUUGGUUUUCCAUUUUAAUUCUUUUAUUUUUGUUUAUUUGGUGAAUGACAAAAUUUAUUGAAAAAGAUGAAAAGAAUCAAAUAGAGUACAGAAUAGAAAUCAAUGGAGGAGAACCUCUACACCAUGCCAGCCAACACAAACAAACUACCAUCUCCUAGAUAGAGCAGAAACAGAGCAUACUACUAUCAACAGAAAAACAUAACAAACAGCCCAAAUUGGAUUAAUAGUUUUCCUAUUUUUUUAAUAUCUUGAUGUACAUGUGAUUUAUCAACAGAAAAAAAAAA
This is a messenger RNA of Camellia sinensis, 1345 nucleotides long. The record is from RefSeq and is a predicted model, not a curated record. NCBI's taxonomy places the organism in Eukaryota, Viridiplantae, Streptophyta, Magnoliopsida, Ericales, Theaceae.